AUGGGGCUGGCGGCGGAGCACGGCGCGUACUCCCGGGAGGGGGGCGGCCCGAGGGGCUGCUGGUACUACCUGCGCUACUUUUUCCUCUUUGUGUCGCUCAUUCAGUUCCUCAUCAUCCUGGGCCUCGUCCUCUUCAUGGUCUACGGCAACGUGCACGUGAGCACGGAAUCCAACCUGCAGGCCACCGAGCGCCGGGCCGAGGGCCUGUACAGCCAGCUCGUGGGGCUCACGGCCUCCCAGGCCAACCUGUCCAAGGAGCUCAACCUCACCUCCCGCACCAAGGACACGGUCAUGCAGCUGCUGGGGAGCGCCCGCCGCGAUCUGGACCGGAUCAACGCCAGCUUCCGCCAGUGCCAGGCUGACCGGGUGAUCUCCAUGAACAACGAGCGGUAUAUGGCAGCCAUCAUCCUGAGUGAGAAGGAAUGUCAAGAGCAGCUGAAGGAAGCUAACAAGAGCUCCGAUGCCUUGCUCCUGGCACUGAACCAGAAGGCCAAGAUGCUGGAGGUGGAACUGGCGAAGGAGAAGCAGGUGUGCGCCAAAGACAAGGAGGGCCUGGCGCUGAACAAGCGGCUGGUGGAGGAGCAGCUGGCCGAGUGUGGCAAGGCCCGGGAGCAGCAGCGGCAGGAGCGACAGCUGGCCGAGGAUCGCCUGCAGAAGGUGCAGACCCUCUGCCUCCCGCUGGACAAGGACAAGUUUGAGACGGAGCUGCGGAACCUCUGGCGGGACUCCAUCAUCCCGCGCACCCUGGACACCAUGGGCUACAACCUGUACCACCCUCUCGGCUCCGAGCUGACCUCCAUCCGGAGGACCUGCGACCACAUGCCCGCCCUCAUGAGCACCAAGGUGGACGAGCUGGCCCGGAGCCUGCGGGCCGGCAUCGAGCGCGUGGCCCGCGAGAGCUCGGACGUCCAGCGCCAGAAGCUGGAGGUCGAGCGGAGCCUGCAGGCCACUCAGGCGGCCAAGGAGAAGGCGGAGAAGGAGGCCCAGGCCCGAGAGGCCAAGCUCCAGGCCGAAUGCGCCCGGCAGACCCAGCUAGCCCUGGAGGAGAAGGCGGCUCUGCGGAAGGAGCGAGACAGCCUGGCAAAGGAGCUGGAGGAGAAGAAGCGGGAGGCAGAGCAGCUCAAGAUGCAGCUGGCCGUCAGCCGCUCCACCUUGGACGCCUGCAUCAAGGCCAAGUCGCAGCCGAUACCUGGACCAAGACCUGUGGGCCCUGCCCCCAACCCCCAGCCCAUCGACCCAGCUGGCCUCGAGGAAUUCAAGAGAAGGAUCCUGGAAUCCCAGAGGCUUCCCGCAGGGGCUGCAGCCCCAUCCAGGUGA
This is a messenger RNA of Puma concolor (puma), 1317 nucleotides long. NCBI's taxonomy places the organism in Eukaryota, Metazoa, Chordata, Mammalia, Carnivora, Felidae. The record is from RefSeq and is a predicted model, not a curated record.